AGUUACCUUCAAUAAAAUAGAGACAGAAUACCUCUCUGAACCCGCCUAGGUUUUGGGGAGUCCCUUUGGAGCCAAGGGAUAUUCAACCAAAAAAGCUCAUUGUGUCAACCCUGGUUCGGUUUAGUCAUCAAAUGUAGAAGGCCAAUAUGUCCCUGGUGUAGGCUGUUCUUUAAAACAAAUAUAGGCACCGUAGUGAUCAUAGGGGAGCCAGGGGUGUAUAGUUUGCCUGUUUCAGCUUGAAUCAUGUGUUGAGGCCAAAUUUACACACCCAGUACCUAACUCAUAAUUCUACCUAAAUAAUAAGUGUGAUGCUGUAAAGGGUCUCAAAAACAAAUAUAGAAUCAUCACCAGCUUUUAAAAAAGAAUAUUGAUGGUGUUAUUUAGCUGCUACUCUUUCAAUACAUACUGUCAGAAAAAAAAUGGAAAAUCCAGAAGCUAUUUUGGACAUUUUAUCACUGCGCUCAUUUAAUAAGCGUUAUCAUGAAGCUUCUGAUAUUGGAAUAACAGAUACACCGAUAGGUAUUCAAUCACUUACAAAGAGUGAAGAUCUUGAAACUUUUGCUCGGGACCUAACAAUUGACAACUCUAUUUCUGCCUGUUUUGAAGAUUCUUCACUCAGUUCUUCUGAUAUUGGUGUAAACUGCAGACAACCUACUCAAAUGUCAAACAAAAAUGUCAAAAUAUCAACAUCUAUUAAAGAAUCUGAUAUGUUAGUUUUAUUAGAAAAAGAACAAGAUAAUUUUAAUACAAUUUUUGAAGUCACAAUGGACAGUCCAACAAAAAAACAGUUAGUUUCAGAGGAAUAUGAACUAGAAAAACCAAUAAGCAAAAAUAAUGCUGUUUUACCUAGCAAAAUCAGUGAUAUCUCUUUGCAGAAUUUUCAUAAAUUAAGGGAUGAAGUUCAAAUAAAACAGCAGUACAAAGACUGUAAUAAAAUUAUGAGUGCAAAAGAUACCCAUCAAAGUGAAAAAAUAUCACAAAAAACAAAACAGAUUGGUUUAGAGUUGGCUACUGUAAAUGGAAAAAAAAAUUGUUUAUCUGAAAAGAAAUCACAUCAAAAAUAUACAAAUGAAAACAACGUAUCAAUUGGAUUACACUGUGUUCAUGCUCAAGGAGAAACCCAAACAAAGCAAAUAGAACCUGCCAGCCAUGAUAAAAUUAUUAUAAUUAAUAACUGUCACAAUAGCAAUGAAGCUAUUCAAAAACUUAAAGCUUUUGCUAAAUUACCUGGUAAUUUACAACUUCCAGAAAAAGGCAAAUCCAUCAAAAAAAAAAAGUUAGAUAUCUGUGAUGACUUUGAUUUUGAUGACUUGUCCUUAAAUCCACAUCAAUACCAAGAUAAAUCACCAGCACAAUUAAAAUCUAAGUCAUUAGAAAGUAACCAGAGCAUAUCUAAUUCAAUGAAAGAUCAGCUAAAAAUAGUUGAGGUAGUUUCUUUUCAGAAAAAUUCAACCACCUUGGACACUGUAGAUAUUUAUGGACCUAUCUCUAAAUUAAAUGAUGAGCAAAAGUUUGUAAACUCUGAGAUUCACAUGUGCUGUGCUGAAGAAUCAAAUGCUCAUGGGUCUAACAAUGCAGUAGGAUCCUACGCAAAGCAACCUUGCAAACCAGAUCAUAAAAUCUCACAGUUUGAAAGUGAGCAUUACAAAUUGCAUUCUUGUCAAAUAAAUAAAAAAUUAUUUACUAAAGGUGCUGGACCCAGAAAACCAUUAAGACAGAUUGAAGACUAUUCAUUAAAAGCUUCUGAUGAAAAUACUAUGAAAAAUCAACCAGUUUCUUGUUCUGAAAAAAUUAAAUUAAAGACUGAAUGUGAUAAUCCUUCAGAUUCCAUUUCUCCAUUUGUGGAAACAUUUAUGUUAGAAAUGAUCAAUCGAGAGCUGAUUCAUCAAGUAUUUGGAAAACAGUUUUUAAUCGAAAGGUGUAACAGUAUGCUGUCUGAAGUUAUUACAAACCUUUCUAUGAGUCAAAUACUAGAUAGCUUGAAUGCAGCAUGUGAACAUAUAAAGUUAUUAGAAAAUGACAAAACACAGACACCUCUUAGGGAUGCAACAGAGAUUCUGAAAAACCUGCAACGGUCUACUUUAAACUUAACUGAAUUCAAAUUUUCUAUUCAAGUGAUUCAAGACAAAAUGGCUUUGGAAUUAAUGGAAACCUGUUUUGAUGAUUCUAUUGAAAUUUUGACCCUUUCGAGGGCACUUUUUCAUGAAGCUUUAUCUAUUGCCAAAGUUCACCCACAAGAUUUAAAUAAGAAAAUUAAAGACCUAGUAGUUAAUAACCUUAAAAGAACAUUGGCUGAAGUCAGCUGUUUUUCAUCUCCUGCAAUAAACUAUGUUACUAAAAAAAGAGAAUGUAUGGAAGUGCCAAGUCAUACUUCAUUAAUACAAGAGGUUAAGCAAAUUAUAAACAGUGCAAAUUCAGAUAAUAGUUCUAACUUCCAGUCUAAUGGACAAGGUUUGAAGACCUUAUAUACUACUGAAGACACUCCUAGUCUUGAAUUACCUUUGCUCAGUCAUACAGAUAGGGAUCAUUUAAAUAUUCUAAAUCCAGAUGAAAAAUACCCACAAGAAAAAAAAGGAAACAUAUUUAAAAAAAAAAGUACUAAAAAUACUUUGUUGCCUAAUGAAAUGCCUGGCCUAGACAAGAAGAUUAAAGAUUUUGAAAAUGAGUUGGAAAACUUUGAGAACAAUCCAAGUCAAAGACAAGUACAAAUAAAACAAAACAUCCAGCAUCACAAUGGCAGUAAUACAUCACUAAACCAGUGCAAUUAUAUAAACAAUAAUGAUCAUGAUAAUCUUUUAUUGACCUCACAAGCCAGAAACUAUGAGAGCUGUAGAGAGAGUAACAGUCAAAGAAAUGUAUGUGAUAAAAAUCGCUUUUCUAGCAAUUGCAAAUCUGAAAAAAAACGUCAAAAGUAUUUUGAAUCAUGCAGAAGAGGCAGAAGGAAGCACAGAAAGUUUUGGAAUGAAUCAUGGUACAAAAGACAGAAACACAACUACACAUCUAAACUUUCAAGUACAUUUUCCUCCACUCAGUCUACAGCACUAAGCGAAAAACCAAAUUUUUAUCUUCAAAAAAUCAGUUAUAAAUCUAAAAAUGCAUCAUUCUCUAACUCUUUAUCAAAAAAACAAAAGAAAUUUUAUUGUGAUAAUUAUGAAAGUGAUGAUGAAGAUGAAUGUUUUGUUGGAGUGAGAGUGAAUGUAGAAAAUGAAGAUCUAACGGAUGAAGGACUAAGAAUUCAUAGGUUACAGCGCCAUCUACAAUCUGUACAAAAACUUAGACAAAACAAUGAGGAAAUUAUAGAAACUAUUAUAACAGGAACUGGAGAAAAGCUUGUACCUCAUGACCAGUGUACAGAAUCUAAGGAUUGUCUGUUUAUCAGUGAUCCUUGUCGAACAUCAAGAAGCACUAAUGCCCUAGCAGAAAUAGUUUUUGGGUCAGAAGGUCACUGUUCACAAAAACCACUUAGCAGAAGUGAGGUACAGCAGAGGAGAAAAAAAACAAGACAUUUUCUGAAUACAGCCAUUUGUGAAGUAACCCCUAAAGUAAAAUGUAAUGUUGAAAAAUGUAAUGGUCAGAGGCAUGUGUUCAACAUGAAGCUGAAUGAACAAGCAGGCUUUGGAAUUCCAUGGGAUCAACUAAAUUUUACUGAAUCUGAUGAAACUGAUGUCUCUGAAAAAAUCUAACUCUUGUACAGGACUUAAACUUAAAGCAUUGGUAUUGUUACUUAAAAUGUAUUACACAAAUGGUUGCUAAAUUAAAUAUUGAAAAAUUAA
Molecule: messenger RNA, 3773 nt
Organism: Physella acuta
Lineage: Eukaryota; Metazoa; Mollusca; Gastropoda; Physidae
Source: RefSeq, a predicted model, not a curated record